AUGCGGGGAGGGACAGAAGAUUCGGUGCAGGAGGAAAGCAGGGGAAACGGGGGGGAAGCAGAGACGGAAGUUUCCCUCCCGGAAGGUCUCGUGCUGCGUGACCUAAACGAGGGUGACUAUAACAAAGGGUACAUGGAGCUCCUUUCGCAACUAACAACUAUCGGAACAGUAACGGAGGAGCAGUUUAAAGACCGGUUCGCCAUCGUGUCGCAACGCUCCGCGGAUUAUCGUAUCGUGGUGCUUGAAGACACAGUGAGCAACAGAGUGGUGGCCACGGGCACACUGCUAACAGAGUUCAAGUUCCUUCGUUCAUGUGGCAAGGUGGGGCACAUAGAGGACAUAGUGGUGCACAGCAGCAUGCGGGGGAAGCACCUUGGGCACAGGUGGGGCACAUAG
Closterium sp. Yama58-4 is the source of this 396-nucleotide messenger RNA. Lineage: Eukaryota; Viridiplantae; Streptophyta; Zygnematophyceae; Desmidiales; Closteriaceae. The record is from the annotation of a GenBank genome assembly.